AGCUCGUCCGGCGGCGGGUGGUGGGACUGCUUCCUCUUCCGCCUGGCGCGAGCGUUCCGGAACCGCAACAAGAACGACUGGCAGCGGGUCGUCGCACAGAAGAAGGUGGGUCGAUCCGGUGAGUUCUUCCGCUUCGAUGUCGAGUUCGACGGCCCCGAGCCGCCAUUGGACAGCCUGUCCAGCUUCGACGAUGAAGAAGACGAUGGGUGCACCUUUGAAGGCCUCCCCGCCCUGAGACGUCUGGUGUUGUGCGCGAGGGCAGAGCUGUUCGUCUUUGAGCUGCGUGCUUCGCGGCCGUACCUGUUCUCCGAUGGGGGGUACGACUGCCGCGGGCAGAUAUGUUGCCGGCUGCGCGCUCGCUCCGAGAGCCUGACGGCGUUGAUGCGGCAGCUCGCGAGCGGCAAGGCGUAUUUUCGCGUCGGCGGCCAUAAAGUAGCUUGUGAUUUUGCGUCAUACCCGGCAGCCUUCCCAGAUGGCCAUUUCCGUCUGGACGUGAAGUUUCGCGUGGCCAGUCUGCAGGAGUCGUUCGCCGUUCGCCUAUGGGAGACCGCCGACGAGGGUCGCGACAUCAGCGGCUCGCCGUUUACCGUGCAGCAGCUGGUGCGGAGCCAAAAGCUCGAGCAGUGCUUCGGCACCUCUGAUCAUCGUAAGAAACGGCGACGGGACGACGACGACGACGACGAAGAAGACGAGGGUGCAAGCCGUAAGCAGCCGAGAUUGAAGCGGUAG
Molecule: messenger RNA, 729 nt
Organism: Colletotrichum godetiae
Lineage: Eukaryota; Fungi; Ascomycota; Sordariomycetes; Glomerellales; Glomerellaceae
Exons: 1
Source: RefSeq, a predicted model, not a curated record